AUGGCCCUCAUAGUCGACAAGCAUCGACCGCGAUCACUCGACGCUCUCACAUACCACCCAGAGCUAUCAGAUCGUCUCCAAUCAUUGGCACAAAGCGGUGACUUCCCCCAUCUCCUCGUCUACGGCCCUUCAGGCGCCGGCAAAAAGACCCGAAUCGUCGCCACCCUCAAAGAACUAUACGGCCCGGGCGUAGAGAAGAUCAAAAUCGACUCCCGUGUCUUCCAAACCACCAGCAACCGUAAGCUCGAAUUCAACAUUGUCGCAUCAGUAUACCACCUCGAAAUCACACCCUCCGACGUAGGCAACUAUGACAGAGUCGUCGUGCAAGAUCUCCUCAAGGAGGUCGCGCAAACACAACAGGUAGACCAGUCGGCGAGGCAGCGGUUCAAAGUCGUCGUUAUCAAUGAGGCGGACCAACUCACGCGGGAUGCGCAGGCGGCGCUCCGUCGAACAAUGGAGAAGUACUCCCCCAACUUGCGGCUCAUUCUUCUCGCCAACUCGACGGCGAAUAUCAUCGCGCCGAUUCGGUCGAGAACCCUGCUCGUGAGGGUGGCGGCGCCUACGCACCAGGAGAUUUGCGAUGUGUUGGCUGUGUCGGCUAAGAAGGAGGGAUGGGAGGUGGUCAAGGGGUUGCAUGAGAGGAUCGCGGUGGAGAGUGGGAGGAAUCUGAGGAGAGCGCUGUUGAUGUACGAGGCUGUUCAUGCGCAAAAUGAGAAAGUGUCGGAAAAUACGCCCAUUCCUCCAGCAGAUUGGGAGGCUUUGAUCGGACAGAUUGCCAAGGAAAUCAUGGAUGAACACACUCCUGCUCAGAUUCUGCAGGUCCGCGCCAAGUUCUACGAUUUACUGACGCAUUGUAUCCCGCCGACGACGAUUCUCAAAACCCUCACGUUCAAGCUACUCACGCUGAUUGACGAUGGUCUCAAGGGCGAAGUGAUUCAGUGGUCGGCGUUUUACGAGCAUCGCAUCAAGACGGGGACAAAGGUGAUUUUCCAUCUGGAGGCGUUUGUGGCCAAAUUUAUGCGUAUUCUUGAAAUGUAUCUCAUGAGUAUGGAGAUGUGA
This is a messenger RNA of Pochonia chlamydosporia 170, 1059 nucleotides long. Its product is annotated as DNA polymerase III, delta subunit domain-containing protein. The coding region runs from base 1 to 1059 and encodes 352 amino acids. The transcript is spliced from 3 exons. Gene Ontology annotation, molecular function: ATP hydrolysis activity; DNA binding; DNA clamp loader activity. Gene Ontology annotation, cellular component: DNA replication factor C complex; Ctf18 RFC-like complex; Rad17 RFC-like complex. The record is from RefSeq and is a predicted model, not a curated record. Gene Ontology annotation, biological process: DNA-templated DNA replication; DNA repair. NCBI's taxonomy places the organism in Eukaryota, Fungi, Ascomycota, Sordariomycetes, Hypocreales, Clavicipitaceae.